Lactuca sativa (garden lettuce) is the source of this 2316-nucleotide messenger RNA. RefSeq lists its product as uncharacterized. NCBI's taxonomy places the organism in Eukaryota, Viridiplantae, Streptophyta, Magnoliopsida, Asterales, Asteraceae. The record is from RefSeq and is a predicted model, not a curated record.
AUGACAAGUUGGAAAGAAUGGAUGGGUGACACAUAUUAUGAGAGAGAUGAUAUUCAUCCAAUGGAGACAAAUGAAGUAGAUGAAAAUAAUAGCUUCAAUGAAAGUAACUAUUUUUUCGACGGCACAUCACCAUUCGAAACGGAUAUUCAUCCAAUGGACACAAAUGAAACAGAUAAAAAUGAAAGUUUGAACGAAAGUCGUUAUUUCUUCGAUGACACAUCACCCUUCAAAACAAAUAAGGUGUUCAAUUCUCGUCAAGAAUUGAUGGAUUGGGUGCAAAAUAUGGCAAAUACUUUAGGUUAUGUCAUCGUCAUAAAAAAUUCUAAACGUAAUUUUAAUGUUGUAUUUCAAUGUGACCGUGGAGUGGAAGAUUUGUUGAAAAAAAAUGUCAAACCAAAAGAUAUAUUAUCUGCACUAAAAAACCUAAAUCCGAAAAAUGUAUCUACUCUCAAAACUAUCUACAAUGCAGACGAAAAACUUCGACGUAGGGAGAGAGAAGAAGAUUUAUUCUUUGCUCAUCCAAGAUCAUUAGAAAUAUGGCGUGCAUUUCCACAUGUCUUGUUAAUGGAUGCAACAUAUAAGACAAACAAGUACGGGAUGCCUCUAUUGGAGAUUGUUGGUGUAACUCCAACAAAUAUGACAUUUUCCAUUGCAUUUGUGUACAUGCAUGAAGAAAAACAGUCCAACUAUGUUUGGGCUUUAGACUGUCUAAAAUCGGUAAUGGAAGGAUGUAUGUUGCCGCGUGUUAUUGUGACUGAUAGAGAAAUGGCUCUCAUGAACGCAUACACUAUUAUAUUUCCAGAUGCUAAAGGAUUACUUUGCAGAUGGCAUAUAAAUAACAAUAUCAUGAAGAAAUGCAAAUCAUGUUGGGAUGUUCUUUAUACGUCAUGGACGAGGUUGGUUAACUCUGAAACAAAGGAAGCAUACAACAAGAAUUUGGCACAAGUUGAAAAAACUACGAACAAUUAUCCAGAUGCAUAUUCUUAUCUAAACAAAACAUGGUUGACACCACACAAAGAAAAGUUUGUGUCUGCAUGGACCGAUAAGUUUCUUAACUUUGGCAAUCACACAACUAAUAGAGCUGAAAGUCAACAUGCCAAGUUAAAAAGAUAUGUCGAAACAUCACGAUCAGAUAUCGCCAAAUCAUUGAAGCGUAUUGCUGAUGUUGUUGAGUCACAAUACACAGAUAAGUUUUGGAAGAAACUUGAUUUAUUAGAAUGCAAAUCGUUAGAAGAUGAUAAUUUGGGUUGUGCAGUUGAGGUAAAUAUGUUUAAUGCUCAUUACGAAAAACAAUCAAGACCUGUUAAGUUAAGUUUAGCAAGGAAGUUACUAAACUUAAUCACGCCGUCAACAACUUCAGUUUCUGAACCUGCUACUCACAAAAAUACUCGUGGGUGCCCCUCCUUAAAGAAGAAACCUUUCAAGAAAACCCAUAUCGAUUUAAACCACGACCCACCAACUCAACAUCCACCACCUCAAGAUCAACCGACUCAAGCGCCACCAACUCAAUAUCCGUCUCGACGUAGCAUUUCUACUUAUACGCCUGAUUAUAUGCAGUCUAAUUUGUUUGAUCUAAACCAGGAGCCGGAUAGGCACAGUACGUACUCGUUCCGAGAACCUCCAAUGUUCAACUCAACUUUUAAUCAGGAACAAUCGAUGCAUAGCUCGUACUUCAACCAAGAACAAGUAAUGUAUAAUUCAGAUCCACUUAUGAAUGAAAUUCCGUAUGAAUUUCAUCCAUAUGUCACAAACAUACAAAACGUGAGGGGAGAUGGAAAUUAUGGAUUUCGUGCAAUAGCUGCGUGUCUCGGUUAUAGUGAAGAUAAUUGGCGUCAAAUCCGCUUAGAUUUACAGAAUGAGUUGUUAGCACACCCAGCUGAGUACGCACAGAUUUUUUAUUACGAUUUAAACACCAUACAUCACUCAUUGAAUUUCAAUGGAUCACAUUUCGCACUAACAGAUCAUUGGUUGAUUAUGCCGGUCACUAGCUUUCUCAUUGCUAACAAGUAUAAUAUAAUAGUUAUUUUUCUAAGCAAAGAUAGUCCAUCAACAUGUUUUCCACUAUGGCUUGGUCCCCAAGACAUCUCAACUCAUAGAGUUGUUGUUAUUGCUCUUGUUAGAGGUGAUCAUUAUGUGAAGGUUGAUUUACAUGGAGCAUAUCAAAUGCCUACUAUUUUACCACUUUGGCGUCACAACAGAUCAUCACGGUCUGCUGGAUGGGAAACUGUUUAUGCUGCUCGCCUGAAUUCCUACAUUUCUCCAUUUGCAACACACAAUAAUUGUAACAAUUCUACAGUUAUAAUAUCUGAUAAUUAA